This is a messenger RNA of Monoraphidium neglectum, 1551 nucleotides long. RefSeq lists its product as hypothetical. The record is from RefSeq and is a predicted model, not a curated record. Lineage: Eukaryota; Viridiplantae; Chlorophyta; Chlorophyceae; Sphaeropleales; Selenastraceae. The transcript has 9 exons. Bases 1 to 1551 code for a protein of 516 amino acids.
AUGCUGGAGCAGCGCGACAAGGAGGGGCGCGCCAGGGACGCACUGGCAGCAGAGAUCCGCGCCCUCAAGGAGCAGCUGGCGGACGCGGCCGCAGCUGCAGAGAAGCUGCGCUCAGAGGUCGCGGCCCGGGACGCCGCCAUCACCGAGGGCCAGGGCUCCCUGGCUGCGGCCCAGCGCCACGCCAAGGAUCUGGAGACGCACAAAUUUGUGCUGACUCAUCGCGUCGACCAGCUCCAAAAGUCGCUGGAGCCGCAGGAGGGCGCCGCCGCCGCCGCGCGCGCCCAGAUCGCCGCCCAGGAGCGCGAGCUGCUCGCGUCGCAUUCGGCGCUGCUCGCGGCGCGGCGAGCCGCGGGGGAGAAGGAGGUCGCGCUGCGCGCGCUAAAGGGGGAGGCUUGGGGCCUGAAGCAGCUGGUGGCGCGGCAGAGGCAGCUGCUGGACGCGUUUGCCGGGGAGCUGUUCCAGGCCGUAUCGCAGUCGGACGAGCGGCCGCCCGGCGGCAAGUCUGAGCGCGCCAAGUCCCUAGAGGCCCUGGUGGCGAAAUACUGCAGCAGCGGGACGAAGCAGCUGGGCGGUGCGCUCGCCGAGCCCGGGCGCGCUCGCGGGCGCGUGCGCGAGCGCCUUGAUUUGGACAUGGGCGCGGCGCCCCAGACCAGCGCCGAGGUCGAGGGUGAGCUGGCGCGCCACAACCGCCUGGCGGAGGCGCGCGGGGACGCCCUGGAGAGGCGCCUGGAGCAGGUGCGCGUGGAGGCGCGACGGCGCCAGACCCUGGGGCUGCAGCAGAACGCGCAGCUGCUGGCGGAGCUGGGCCACCUGGCGCGCGGUCACCGCGAGACGGCCAGGGCCCUCGGCGCCGCGCUCGCGCAGCUGGCGGCCGCGCGGCGGCCCGGCGCGGGGGCCGGCGGCUGCGGCGUGGCGCACUUUCCGCAGCAGCAGCAGCAGCAGCAGCAGCAGCAGCAGCAGCAGCAGCAGCAGCAGCAGCAGCAGCAGCAGCAGCAGCAGCAGCAGCAGCAGCAGCAGCAGCAGCAGCGACUCCGUCCACGUCCGGGCUCCCCGCCGACGGCGGGGCGCCUCGCGAGCGCAGGGGUGGGGAAGGCCGCCGCGGCCAUGGUCGGUGUUGAGCACGCCAGGGUGCUGGACCUGGAGGGCCAGCUGCGGCACGCCGCGGUGGCGGCAGCUGAGCAGGCGGCGAGGAUCGAGGGGCUGGAGGCGCUGCUGGUUCGCCGGCAGGAGCAGCAGCAGCAGCAGCAGCAGGGGGAGGAGGAGGACAAGGAGGGCGGCCUGUCUGGGUCGGACGAGGAGGGAGGGGCGGCGUGGGGCAACCCUGCGGUGAUCGGCGGCGGCGGGGAGGGCGCCCGUGGCGGGGCAACGCCCGGAAGGGGGCACCCGGGGUCUGCGGUGGCUGGUGCGCCGCGCGCGCCGGCUCGGCGAGCGGCGUCGCCGCCCGCGAAGGCUCUGGCGCCGGGGGCGCGGCCGGCGACGGCGGGCGGCGGCGGCGGCGGGAUGCACGCUCAGCUGCGUGCGCAGGUUGAGGCCUGGCGGGGCCGGGGCUGA